CCCUACUUCCUGUCAUAUAGAGCCCUACUGUCUGACCAGGCCCUGGGGACCACAGACCAGGCCUGUUCUCUCCCAGAUACAGCGGUGCUCAGCCUUGCCCCAGCGGGAGAGAACACACCUUCCACACCUGUCUCUGUGGCCUGCUGGGACCUGCUGAGAAAGGAGGGGGAGAUCCCUCAGUUCCCUCUACCAAGCAGACACAUGAUGUUCAGCUGCCUGCCCACCAUAGACUCUGGACCUGUAGCUGGGUCUGAGUCCUGGAGCCUCCCGGCCCCCAUCAGACCUGACUUCCCCAGGCAAAGUGUGGCCGUCCCUGGGGAGAUCUGCAGUAGCAGUGGUCUGAGCACCAGAGCGUUGGUGAUGACGUAUCAAGAACACCUGGGUGUCACCUACGUGACACUGAACGAGGACCCCUGUCCUCACAUGGUCAUCCACAACCAGACCCCUCUGUCUAUGCUGCUCAGGGAGAAUGUCAAGGGUAACGUCUGA
Oncorhynchus nerka (sockeye salmon) is the source of this 489-nucleotide messenger RNA. Its product is annotated as intermembrane lipid transfer protein VPS13B-like. NCBI's taxonomy places the organism in Eukaryota, Metazoa, Chordata, Actinopteri, Salmoniformes, Salmonidae. The record is from RefSeq and is a predicted model, not a curated record. The coding region runs from base 202 to 489 and encodes 95 amino acids. The transcript has 3 exons.